AUGGCUACUACAACCAUGAAAGUUGAAAUCAUUCACAAAGAAACAUUAAAACCAUCUUCUUCAACUCCAUACAACCUUAAAAAUUUCAAACUCUGUCUCAUCGAUCAGCUUGCUCCAACUAUGUACAUCCCACUGAUUCUCUUCUAUCCCCAUGUUAAUAAUGGAGUCGAUGAAGUAGAGAAAAAAACCCAGCUUCUCAAAACAACACUCUCAGAAACCCUAACUCUCUUCUACCCUCUAGCAGGAAGAAUCAAAACCCACGACUCCAUCGUCUGCAACAACGAGGGAGUCGAGUUCUUCAAGGCUCAAGCAAACUUUCCACUGUCGAAAAUCCUUGAAAAACCAAAUACAUAUUUCCUCAGAAAAUUCCUCCCUGCCGAGCCAGAAUCUAUACAGGCAAGAACAGGUACUCUUCUCCUUGUCCAAGUGACCUUUUUCCAGUGCGGUGGGAUGGCAAUCGGUAUAAGCUCUUCGCAUAAGAUCGUCGACGCGUGGACGCUGAGUGCAUUCCUCAAGAGCUGGACAUCAAUGGCGGUUUUUGGAUCCGAACACGCUUUGGUUCCGGAAUUCAAUGCUGCAGAACUUCUUCCACAUCUGAUGACAUUCAACCGCUGGAAAAGAUUCCAGGAAAGUGCAGGACGAGCAGCCGUUUCAUCGAUCAUUUGGAAAUCUGUUGCAAAAGCAUCGAGAUCGAACAAGGGUUUUAUGAAAACCUCUGUGUUCGCUCAGACAGUCAACAUAAGAGCAAGAACUUCGCCUCCAUUGUCGGAAAACUUAGCCGGGAAUUUCUUCGGAAUCAGCCCGGAAAAGUUGGAUGAGAAUGAAAAUGGUGAUGAUCUUAAAGUCUUGGUUGCUAAGCUGAGGAAAGCGUUAGAAGAAGUGAAAGAGUUUUUUGGUAAAAAAGGACUUGAUGUUGAAGGGGUGAAGCAAGCAAUGCUUAAGGGUGGAUAG
Messenger RNA from Ziziphus jujuba (common jujube), 951 nucleotides. Its product is annotated as stemmadenine O-acetyltransferase. Lineage: Eukaryota; Viridiplantae; Streptophyta; Magnoliopsida; Rosales; Rhamnaceae. The record is from RefSeq and is a predicted model, not a curated record. The coding region runs from base 1 to 951 and encodes 316 amino acids. The transcript has 2 exons.